CGCCAUGCCGAGCUCGAGUGCGUACGCGAUGGCGUUCACAUCGCUUCUGCCCAAGACGAUGGACCUGCAGCAGUCGGGCGCGAUGAAGUCGUCGACGUCGCGCCGCACCAAGAGCAGGUCGAGCCACUACACGCUCUACGAGAUGCCCAUCACGUGCCCGAUCACACGCCGGUCCUGGGUGCUCCGGAAGCGCUUCUCGGACUUUCUGCGCUUUCGCCAGCAGCUCCGGCUCCUCAGCUCGAUGAUCUCGCCGCACCCGGACCAAGUCGUCACCAUCGACAUGGUCCACUCGAUCCUCUCGGUGCCGUUUCCGAGAAAGCACAACUUUCAUCGCUUCGAGUCGCACGUGAUCGCCGAGCGCACGGCCAUGUUCCGGAGCCUCCUGACCCAAGCCAUGGUGUGCCGAACCGCGGCGGUGCUCUACACACAAAAGAUCUCGCUCUUGCUCCAGUGCGCGAGCAUGCCCUCGGCGUUGGCUCCGCUUGCCGCCCUCCUCGAGUCGUUCCUGAACGUCCCGCCGCACCUCAAGACGACGCACUUGGUCGAAAAUGCCGCCAACGCCGGGUGUGCUAUCUGCCUCUGCGACUACGAAGAGCGCGAGUGGCACGUUGCGUGUCAUAUCGUGCAGCUGCCGUGCCGACACUUGUUCCACGCCAACUGCGUGCUCGAGUGGCUCCAAGGGCAGCACACGUGCCCUCUGUGCCGCGCUCCGACCGAGACCAUGGAAGGCGUUUACGUCGCGCCGCCAUAA
Saprolegnia parasitica CBS 223.65 is the source of this 751-nucleotide messenger RNA. RefSeq lists its product as hypothetical. The record is from RefSeq and is a predicted model, not a curated record. Gene Ontology annotation, molecular function: ubiquitin protein ligase activity; phosphatidylinositol binding. Gene Ontology annotation, biological process: ubiquitin-dependent protein catabolic process. NCBI's taxonomy places the organism in Eukaryota, Oomycota, Saprolegniomycetes, Saprolegniales, Saprolegniaceae. The transcript has a single exon. The coding region runs from base 5 to 751 and encodes 248 amino acids.